This is a messenger RNA of Drosophila willistoni, 2677 nucleotides long. It is a transcript of the gene Pus7, whose product is annotated as pseudouridylate synthase 7 homolog. Gene Ontology annotation, cellular component: nucleus. Gene Ontology annotation, molecular function: RNA binding; pseudouridine synthase activity. The transcript has 5 exons. NCBI's taxonomy places the organism in Eukaryota, Metazoa, Arthropoda, Insecta, Diptera, Drosophilidae. Gene Ontology annotation, biological process: pseudouridine synthesis. The record is from RefSeq and is a predicted model, not a curated record. Bases 96 to 2297 code for a protein of 733 amino acids.
GAUAAUUAAUCGGUCAUCUCUAAUGCGGCUGUCAAAAACGUGCAAACGCAGAACUUUAUUUAAAAAUUGUUAACUUAAUAUUCUUAAAUAAAACAAUGGGUAAGGACCGCGGAAGAGGUCAGCGAAAAUUUCACUCCAAGCCAUACAACAAAAAUAAUUGGCGGGGCCAGAAAAAGGAGCGUACCGAACGUCAACCGCGGCAAGGCAACAAGCCUCCAUUUCAGCAAAAAGCCACACUGCGAGAGCACGAGGUUGGCAUUACGGAAUUUACAAAUCCCGAGGCUCCUGGCUUUACCGGCAUUCUCAAAUCAAGAUUUUCCGACUUUCACGUCAACGAAAUUGAUGCCGAUGGUCGUGUGCUGGUCCUAAAUGAUACCACAGUGCCUAAGGUGGCAAUUGAACAUGUGGAGCCCGAAGAAUUAGCAAAAUGGCGCGAGGAGUUGGAAUCUGUCACAGGACCUGAAGUUUGGCAAAAGAUAGUCAAGUUGGCCGAGGCCAAAUACGAUGCAACAAGUGAGCAAAAAAUAGAGAUUGAUGCCACCAAAUUGGACAAAGAGCAGCGCACUCGAAUACAUCAGACCUUGAAACAAUUGUACAAAGGCAAACUAGUGUCUACCACUGUGGCGCAGGAACCGGCUAAGCCGGAAGAGCAACAAGUGGCAGCAGACGUAGAGGGAAAAAAGAACAUUCGCAUAUUAAAACCUAAGCCAGGACGAAGCGACAAUCGGUGGAACUUUCCAACAGAGUUUGUGAGCUUUUUGGUUCAUAAGACCAAUAUAGAUACCAGUGAGGUGGCCGCCAUUCUUGCCAGUCGACUCAACCUUCGUCCAUCGCAGGUCAAUUAUUGUGGCACGAAGGAUAAGCGUGCCAAAACCACCCAAAGCUUUUCAAUUAAACGCCGUACACCCGAAAACAUUGUUCAGGCAGCUCGUUCCAUUCGAAAUGUUCACAUUGGCAACUUUAGUUUCAUACAGGCAACUCACAAGUUGGGAGAUCUGCAGGGCAAUCGUUUUCGUAUCGCUUUGCGCCACAUAGCCAAAGAACGACGUGCCGAUAUUGAGUUAUCGCUCGAGUCGCUGAAGCAGCGAGGAUUCAUCAACUAUUAUGGUCUUCAAAGAUUUGGCAAUAGCUCCUCAGUGCCCACCUAUGAAGUUGGUGUGGCCCUUCUAAAACGUGACUACAAGCUGGCCUGUGAGCUGAUCCUAAAGCCGCGUGACAAUGAUGUGGAAUUCAUGCGAUCCAUUAGACAAGAGUGGUGGGAGAAACGCGAUUCAGCGGCUGCAGCAGAAAAGAUCCAUGGCGACAAAUUUAUCGAAAAGAAGAUUUUGGAUGGUCUGGCCAAGUUUGGAGAGCAUGAUUAUGCAGCAGCCUUAAGGCAGAUUCCCAGAAAUAUGUUGCUGUUGUAUCCACAUGCCUAUCAGAGUUUCAUUUUUAAUCGCAUAGCAUCUAGAAGGAUUAAGGAAUUUGGUUUGAAGCUAAUACCAGGAGAUCUAGUCUACGCCGAUCAGGAAGACUCCAUUAUGGAAGUGGAGGAGAAAAUUGAAGCACCAGAUGCUGAAAACGUUGACGAAGACGUUUCAAUGGAGGAGGAGGAAUCGGCUUUUAAGCGCAAAGUGAAACCGAUUAACGAAUCGGAUAUAGCCAGUGGUAAAUAUAAACUCACUGAUGUAGUUCUGCCCCUGCCAGGACAUGAUAUAACCUAUCCUAGCAAUGAUUCUGGUCUAUGGUAUGAGCAAAUGCUGAAUGAAGUUGGACUAUCAUCAGAGUUAUUGAAGCACAAGGAUAAAACUUAUGCCCUAGGAGGAGCCUAUCGCAAAUUAAUCAUUCAACCCGAAAAUUUGAAAUGGAAUUUUCGAUUCUAUCAAACCCCAGAAGAUACCUUAAUUGCAUCCGACUGGGAGCUGCUUAAGAAAAUUGAAACAACCUCGGAGCCAUCGAUAGCGGAAGCCAAGUAUAUGGCUCUGAUAUUGGAAUUCUCAUUGCCCACGGCUGCCUAUGCUACCAUGUUACUGCGAGAAUUAUUCAAACAAGACACAUCCACAGCCACACAAAUGCAAUUGGAACAUGAGGCAAUGAUGAGUAAGGAAGAAGAAAUAGCUAAAGGAAAAGAGGAAUGUGUAAAGGCGGAUGCCAGCCUGACACCCACACCCACACCCACACCCACGCCAACAACAACAACACCCACUCUCGCGCCCAACCCCUCCAGUGCCAGUGAUGCCGCCAACGCUACAGCCGCCUCUUCCCCUGCUGCCGACCCCACAGCCACGGCCAGUGCCACUGAGCUGGCGUCGAAUUGAAUGUAACCAAGAAAAUCAAUAUGCUCAGGGAAAUCAAUUUUACUUCACAAACCAACCACAACAAUAACAAUGCGCACGUGAGGGGGCGCGCUGUUUUCUCUCUCGCGCGCGCUAUACUCUCUGUUUCUGGCUCUCUCCGUAUUUACUCUCUCGCUUCCUCUCGUCGUAGCCUCUGCCACUGGCAGGAGUCAGGAUUCAUUCGUACGCUGGCAAGCAAAGCGUUAGCUUUGGUCGCGCUGCACCAAGUUUCCCUCCCAUCCAAAAUCCGUAUAGAACAACAACAAAAAGAAAAAGCGAGUGUGUUUCCAAAACUAAAUGUUUAUAACAAUUUCUCUAAACACGAGCAAUAUUCAAAUAAUAAAACGUGCAUUUGAUUUAUA